AUGGAGAGACUAGACGUAAACGUCAGGAAUCGCAGACCAGAGGCACUGAAUACUAUACCCUCCCCCUCAACUUCUAGUAUUGCUCCAAGUCAGCACAUCGACCCGAUGCGGUCGCCCUCGCACCACAAGCAGCCGCCGUAUCAGGCCGCGCAACUUUCCCCCGUCGCGUCUCGGCGGAAUAUGCUUCCGCAGCAGAAUAUCGCGCAGCAACGUGCCGCGCCGAGUCCCCGCGGCCGGAAGCCGCCAAUUUCACCGCCGUCGCCCGCCGCGCUUUCCGCGGGCUCCGCCGCUGUGGGCGGACUCCCGGAACCUUCCUCGCACAACGCCCCGCGGAGGUUCAGCUCUUGCCCCGUGCGGUCGGAGGCGCAACGUUCGCCGCAUUCCGUGGCGUCAAAUGCGUCGGCCUCCGCUCCCGCCGCUGCCGCUAUUUCGUCGUUUCCUCUCGUUGGAAUAUGGGCCAAGCAGUCGAAACAACCCGCGGCGUAUGCGGAUGGCGGAAGCCGGAUUUCCGCGGAAGCGGACGCUCCCGCGGCGGCCGGUGGUUCAGCGAGACGGGAAGACCGCGCGCGGAAUGAGUUAUUGCCCCCAUCCGCCAGCAGCGACGCUCGAAGCGGUUCGGCGCGCCACGCGCGCGAUGUUUCCGGCAGCGAUAGAAGCAUCGGCGACACUUCCGCCCGAUACAGCCCCCGAAUCGGGGAUGCUUGUGCGUCUUUCGAGGAGACAACCGGCGGAAAGCGUCAGGAAGCCGCGAAUGGCGCCGUGACUGACGGCGCGAGUGACGGCGAGAGUGACGGCGGUGAUUCGGACGACGAGUUCGUGGGACUUUAUUGGACGGCCGUGGAGCACCGUCAAGCGGCAAACGCGGCGCUUUCCACGGCGCUGAAUCGGCUCGGAGUGGGCGCAAAAGGGGGGAGAGGGGAACCAAAUUCGGGCGGGGGAAGCGCGCGCCACGGCGGACGCGGCAACGUUGCGGAAGGGUUCGGCGGAGGCGGGAAGUCGGAAGGGCACGGCGGAAGGCGGAGGCGGAGCAGCAGCUGGGGCGACCUCGCGGAGUCGCAGCUUCCGUUACAGGGGGGUGAGGGGGACGGAAGCAGGCGGUUCGCGCGGAGACAAGUGGGAUGUGGGGAAGGCGGUUCCGGCGAUAUCGCGACGGGCUCGGGCAGGCUUGGAGAAAAAGAAACCGCCGCUGCGGCUGCCGCUGCUGCUGCUGCUGCAGAUUUUGCUUUUCCCAAAUACGGCGCGGCUAGUAACGGGGUUGCGCGUAGCGGGGAUGAGGACGCGCGGCCGGGGCACAGGCGGCGGCACAGCAUCACGUGUAUCGACACGGAGCUGAAGGAAUUCCUUGACUUGGUUGACUUGGACGACGAGGAAGCUGCGGAGGAAGAUUCCGAGGAAGGGGAGAAGGGGGAAGCGGAGCCGGGGGAAGCGGAGGGAGAAGCGGAACGUGGGGGUGGGGUGCGCAGGAGGAAUCUUGUAAGGAGAGACACCAGGGGCCGCCCCGCAGCUGCAGCAGUCGCGUCGCCGACCGUCAGUAACCGCGCGACUUCGCGCACUAGUAACCCUUCGCCUCGUACCCGUUCCGGUCCACUGCUCGCCAACCCCCGCGCUGUCGCCGCGGCCAGCCUCGGCGCCGCGCGCCGGCCCUCGCGGCGCCGCAGCCAGACGUGCAUCGACGCGGAAUUGAAGGAAUUCCUUGACCUCAUUGACUCGGACGAAGGGGAGGAGGGGGAGGAAUGCCCUCCGCGCGUCGAGGCGGAGGGGAGGACGGGGAGGGAGCGCAGGGAGGGCGGAGCGGGCGGGGAAGGAGGGGAGGGGGAAAGGGGAGGGGCCAGAGAGGAUGACGUGGACGAGUUCAUGAGCACCCGAGUCGUGCACCUCCCCGCACCGCUUCCCACCGUUACGGACCCUCUUAUGCCGGCACCAUAUAGCGCAAGAGCAGCAGCGGCAGAGGAACGCGCAGGGAGCGGUAACGCAAAAACCCCUUCUGGUUCCAACUCCAACUCCUCCUCCUCCGCCUCUGUUUUCUCCACUGCUCUCACGCCUGUAGCCCCCGACGACCUCCCUCUUGGGUACUCCGCCUCCUCCCCCACGCCCCUCUCUCCCGCCUCACUGGUUUCCCCAUCAGCCAGCCCCUUAACGUCCCCCUCAGCACCUGUUGCUGCAGCAGCGUUUUCGCGGCACUCACCAGCAGCACUGGCCUCUAAUGGUGCCAGCACGCCCAAAAGCGGGGCCAUGGCUGCGCGGCUAGCAGCAGCUGCGGGUGCGAGAAGAGGAGGGUGUGCGGGUGGUGACUCGAGCAGGGUUGGUGUGAGCCGCUCUGGUGGCGUUGCGUCUCUGUGGGCCGCUGCCUCGCACAACCCUGCCAUUGCUCAAUCGUCCCGCCGCCCUGCCGCUGCUGUCGUCCCAGGUGCUGCUGCGUACACAGGUGGUGCACCUGCUGCUGCUGCUGCUGCCGCAGACAGGGCGACUGCUCGACCUGCCAACUCGCUGCGUGUGAACGGCCGGCGCCUCAGCGCGGGCGACCUCAGUGCUCUGCUCGGCGGCAGCAGCUUUGAAAUUAGCGAUUCUGACUACACGUCUGGUUACGCCACUGGUUACCCCACCAAAGACACGGGUGUAAUCAUGGCAGUGGAUGGGUAUAGCAGCAGCGGCGGCAGCAGCAGCGAGCGGUCGAGGCUAAUGUGCUUGAAUGAGGCGCGGCGGAUCGCCGGUGUCUGCUACCCCUCACUUGCAGCCGGCUCCCCUGCUCCUGGUCCUCCUGGUCCUCCUGGUCCCUCUGGCCCUUCUGGUCCUGCCAGUCCUCCUGGCCGUCUCGGGCCUCUCGGGUCCCUAGGCCCUCUCGCCCCUCCUCGCCCUGUUUCCAUUGGCAAGCCGCUUGGAGGUGACAUCACCAGGCUGUCCGAGUCUCCCCGAGCUGCCCCUAGGGUUGGUCAGGAUCUUCUUGGGAAUGCUCUGCCGGGCAGUGCCUGUGAACUUUUUCCUGCCCGUGGAAAGCUGCUGCGACCUGGCACUCCGGGAGUGCCUUCCCUUGGAGGGGCUGGGAGGGUUGCUGAUGGUGCUGCGUCUACCCCAGUAGCUGCUGCUUCCUCUCUUGCUGCUUCUCCCGGCCAGCGCCUGUGUCAACUGGCAGGAUUUAUCUUCCACUCCCCGGUCGUUUCAACACACAGCAAGCAUCACAGCUCGUGA
Closterium sp. Naga37s-1 is the source of this 3186-nucleotide messenger RNA. The record is from the annotation of a GenBank genome assembly. Lineage: Eukaryota; Viridiplantae; Streptophyta; Zygnematophyceae; Desmidiales; Closteriaceae.